This is a messenger RNA of Arachis stenosperma, 1579 nucleotides long. RefSeq names its product UPF0496 protein At1g20180-like. The transcript has 2 exons. NCBI's taxonomy places the organism in Eukaryota, Viridiplantae, Streptophyta, Magnoliopsida, Fabales, Fabaceae. Bases 222 to 1460 code for a protein of 412 amino acids. The record is from RefSeq and is a predicted model, not a curated record.
GCCAACGGGGUUACUUCUCUUCUUGUAGAUUUUUUCCCAAGACAUCUCUCUCUGAUUCUCUUUCUCUCUUUUCGCUAGAAUCCAGAUCGUUCCCCAUAAUACCAUAGGAUUAUAUAUACCGUACAAUAUAGCAUUAUUUAGGAAGCAAAAGAAUAAUUAAUAUAAUCAACAUCAUCAAAAAAAUCAUAUCUCUGACCUCUUAUAUAUGCUUUGUUCGAGAGAUGAUGACACCAACAAGAAGUAGAUUGCUUUCUUCCUUGCAAAGAGCAGCAGCAGGUAGAUCACCGAAAACCCAAGAUGAAGAUAAAUCUUAUAGGAAGCCGAACGUGAAUGAAGAAUACCUGAAAGCAUUCAGAACAAAGUCCUACGUCGAAAUAUGCAAAAAAUUCCAAGGGCAGCUCAGAAAGAUAAGAAGCACCACAGGCCUCUCUUCUUCAUCAUCAUCAUCAUCAUCUUCUUCCACGUCUUCUCCGCUUCCUUUCUUCAUGCAUCUCACAGAGUAUUUACUUGAACCGCGGCAAGAAGUUAUAGCAAACAUGGUGGAGAGGUCAGAGGUGCACCAUCUUGUGCUUGAAUACUUCAAAGCCAGCUUAGAAGCAUCUCAAUGUUGCGACACAAUCCUCCAAGGUAUCCAUGAAACUCGAAUUGCCUAUGCAAAGGUUACAAGGAUCAUCAAGCUAAGUAAAAGUGUUCUGGAUGGCAUAGAUGAGGAUGACCAACCCCGCAAAGCUAUUUGUGGAGAUCUUGCUUCAUUUGCAUUGCAAAAGAACCCUUUGUCCAUUAUUAGUCCCAUGAUGUUCCGUGAAAUUCACGAUAAGUACAUGGUACUCCUGCAUAGGCUAAAGUCAAAGAGAGGGAAAGUUCGAAGAAUGUUAACAAUAAAGAGAGUUUGCAAGAAAGUUGGAGGAAUUGCUAUUAUUGCUUCGUAUAGUGCUCUUGUUGUUGCUUUAAUUGUGUUUGCAUUCCAUAGCAUUGUUGGCUUUGUGGCAGCACCGUGUAUAAUAGGUGGCUCAUUUGGGUUGAUGAGGAAGAGGUUCAACUUCACCAGAACCCCUUCUUCUAAUGAUAAUAAGAGGCUUUGUGAGCAACUUGAUAUUGCUGCAAGAGGGGUUUAUAUACUAAUUAAUGAUUUGGAUACUAUGAGCCGUAUGGUUAAUAGGUUACACAAUGAGGUAGAACACCGAAGAGAGGUUGCUGAUAUAUGUUUGAAGAGUGGAAAUGGCAAGUUUGAAAUACUCAAACAGGUUGUGAGGGAGUUUCACGACUAUGAGUCCAACUUUUUGGAUCAGUUGGAAGAGCUUGAAGAGCAUACUUACCUGUGCUUCCUCACCAUAAACAGAUCUAGAAGACUUGUUAUGCAAGAAAUUGUGAUGGAGGAACAAGAACAAAUUUCUGUGUCGUCACACACUUCUUUGAAACAGGAAAGUCUCACAAGUGGCUUUGGCUCUUCAUCCCUUUAACUGAGAUUGUGGUUUUGAGUUUCAACGAGUUUCAAUUUUCAAAUCAUUUUUUGUAAUUCUUUGACUUGCCUUUCGUAGAGCAUAUAUAUUAUCACACAAAGGUAUAUUUGGUCAAUUGU